CUGCUGCCGCCGCUGCUGGAUGUGAAACAGGAAGUGAACGUCACUGACACAGGAAUGGGACUGGAAAAAAAGAAAACACCACCAUGAUGAUGAGGAGAAUGUCAAAUCCACUCCUUUAGGACAACCAAAAACCCUCGUUUCAACUCAGGAGGAGGAUGAAUCGUCGUGUCCGAGCAGGAAUUGAGGAAUCAGGAAGGGCACCGGCGCAUUGCUAAAUGGAGUCGGAGCAGCUGUACCACAGAGGCUACUGCAGGAACAGCUACAACAGCAUCGCCAGCGCCAGCAGCGACGAGGAGCUACUGGAUGGAGCCGGCGUCAUCAUGGACUUCCACACCACCGAGGACGACAACCUGCUGGAUGGGGACGCUGCCUCCCCAGGGUCUAACUACGCCAUGUCUAACGGGGGUGGGGCACCCAGCAGCACCACCCACCUCUUGGACUUCCUAGAGGAGCCCAUCCCUGGUGUGGGGACCUACGACGACUUCCACACCAUCGACUGGGUCCGUGAGAAGUGCAAGGACCGCGAGAGGCACCGAAAGAUAAACAGUAAGAAAAAGGAGUCUGCAUGGGAGUUCACAAAGAGCCUGUACGAUGCUUGGUCUGGCUGGCUGGUGGUGACGCUCACUGGCUUGGCCUCAGGUGCUUUGGCUGGCCUGAUUGACAUUGCUGCUGAUUGGAUGAACGACCUGAAGGAGGGCGUGUGUCUGAGCGCCAUGUGGUUCAACCACGAGCAGUGCUGCUGGACAUCCAAUGAGACCACCUUCGCUGAGCGGGACAAGUGUCCUCAGUGGAAGAGCUGGGCUGAGCUAAUACUGGGGCAGGCCGAGGGCCCUGGCUCCUACAUCAUGAACUACUUCAUGUACAUCUACUGGGCUCUGUCCUUCGCCUUCCUGGCUGUCUGUCUGGUCAAGGUGUUCGCUCCCUACGCCUGCGGCUCGGGGAUCCCUGAGAUCAAGACCAUCCUGAGUGGGUUUAUAAUCCGGGGCUACCUGGGCAAAUGGACCUUGAUGAUUAAGACCAUCACUCUGGUGUUGGCUGUGGCGUCUGGCCUAAGCCUGGGGAAGGAAGGUCCCCUGGUCCACGUAGCGUGCUGCUGUGGGAACAUCUUCUCCUACCUCUUCCCCAAGUACAGCAAGAAUGAGGCCAAGAAACGAGAGGUUCUCUCUGCUGCGUCGGCGGCUGGGGUGUCCGUCGCUUUUGGGGCCCCGAUCGGAGGAGUGCUCUUCAGCUUGGAGGAGGUGAGCUACUACUUCCCUCUCAAGACGCUGUGGCGCUCCUUCUUCGCUGCCCUGGUGGCGGCUUUCGUCCUGCGCUCCAUCAACCCGUUCGGUAACAGCCGCCUGGUGCUGUUCUACGUGGAGUACCACACGCCGUGGUACCUGUUUGAGCUCAUCCCUUUCAUCCUUCUGGGAGUUUUCGGAGGCCUCUGGGGCGCCUUCUUCAUCCGAGCCAACAUCGCUUGGUGCCGGCGGCGCAAGUCGACACGCUUUGGCAAGUAUCCGGUGUUGGAGGUGAUCUUGGUCGCAGCCAUCACAGCUGUGGUUGCUUUUCCGAACCCGUACACGCGUCAGAACACCAGUGAGCUGAUAAAGGAGCUGUUCACUGACUGUGGGCCGCUGGAGUCCUCGCAGCUCUGCCAGUACCGCAGCCAGAUGAACGGCAGUAAGGCCUUCAAUGACAACCCCAACCGGCCGUCAGGGUCCGGUGUCUACGCCGCCAUGUGGCAGCUCUGCCUGGCGCUCAUCUUUAAAAUCAUCAUGACCAUCUUCACCUUUGGACUCAAGGUACCGUCUGGUUUGUUCAUCCCCAGCAUGGCCAUCGGGGCAAUCGCAGGGAGAAUCGUUGGCAUCGCCGUGGAGCAGCUCGCCUAUUAUCACCACGACUGGUUCUUCUUCAAAGAGUGGUGCGAGGUGGGAGCCGACUGCAUCACUCCAGGGCUCUACGCCAUGGUGGGGGCCGCGGCAUGUCUGGGUGGCGUGACCCGAAUGACCGUCUCCCUGGUUGUCAUUGUCUUCGAGCUGACUGGCGGGCUGGAGUACAUCGUCCCCCUCAUGGCUGCCGUCAUGACCAGCAAAUGGGUGGGCGACGCGUUCGGCCGUGAGGGAAUCUACGAGGCCCACAUCCGUCUGAACGGGUACCCCUUCCUGGACGCCAAGGAGGAAUUCACACACACCACAACAGCCCGGGAGGUGAUGAGGCCUCGACGCAGCGACCCGCCGUUAGCCGUGCUGACGCAGGACGACCUGACGGUGGAGGAGCUGCAGGCCACCAUCAAUGAAACCAGUUAUAAUGGUUUCCCUGUGAUAGUGUCCAAAGAGUCCCAGAGGCUUGUGGGCUUCGCUCUGCGCAGGGACAUCACUAUCGCUAUAGAAAAUGCUCGUCGCAAGCAGGAGGGCAUCAUGUUGAACUCCAGGGUGUACUUCACCCAGCACGCACCCACCCUGCCGGCCGACAGCCCUCGGCCCCUCAAACUUCGCUCCAUCCUGGACAUGAGCCCCUUCACCGUCACCGACCACACCCCCAUGGAGAUCGUGGUGGACAUCUUCAGAAAGCUGGGGCUGCGCCAGUGCCUGGUGACUCACAACGGGAUUGUGUUGGGCAUCAUCACAAAGAAGAAUAUAUUAGAGCAUCUGGAGGAGCUCAAGCAGCACACGGAGCCCCUGGCGGCUUCUUGGUAUUAUCACAAAAAAAGAUAUCCUUCGUCACAUGGCUCAAAUGGCAGACCAAGAUCCCGAGUCCAUCAUGUUCAACUGAUCCGCUCCUUCCAGGGCGGCCGGGGGGGAGGGGGAGACGGCAGCGAGGAGGAGGAGGUGUGCCUCCUGGACGGCUCCAAUCUCUGACAUUCGGACCCUGUUAUUUCUUUUUAGUUGUCCGCUCUGUAGACCCUGAACCUCGCCCCACUGAUUGUGGCCCCCAGAGACUUGCCGGCCAUGACAGGGAAAAGACAUGAUAAAAGACUUUGUUAUUAUGAUUCUGGCUGCUGAGGACACAACGAGGUCACGGGCUGAAGGCACACACACACACACACGAGGAAUGCACUUUACACAUGCUCUCAAAAUCACAAAAACACACACUUGCAUUUGCAGACACCUCAAACAUGCAUGCUCUCUCUCUCUCUCUCUCUCCGCACCUACGUGUAACUCCCUAACCUGUAGAGAUAACACCCGUUUGCACUCGUCAUGUGCCUCACCCUUGUCCUGUCUCUGCUGAGGUCUUGGUCGCCUGGCGGGGGUCAAAGGUCAGAAUGAACCGCGGAUGAGGGACGCGAUGAGGGACCUUUGAAACCUCCAGGCUUCACGUUCCUCAACCGCGCUGCACACACACCUGAUCUGUCCGUCCUCCAGAGAAAUACAUUGUUUACCUGUGAAUUAAGUGUGUGUGCGUGUGCGUGUGCGUGUGUGUGCGUCUCUCCCUCGCAACACUACAUUCCAGCCAGCUUACCAUGGGAACUGUGAGGACGUGCACCUUCUUCUCACCCUGAAAACAUGGCAGCAUCCCAUGAUCGCAUGGCACACAGCUGAUCCCCUGGGUGCACAUUGGCCUAAAUGAGACGGCUUUAGCGUGCGUGCGUGGAAGAGAGACAGAGGAGUACUGUAUUUCAAGAACAAAAAUGUUCCCUUUCAGAGGGGAGAAAGUGGAAAAAGUAAGACCUUUUUAUGAGUGUGUGUCUUCAUUUCUGAGCCAGCUUGAGGUGUGUGUGUGUGUUCGUGUGUCCUGUCGAUUCAUUCAAUGUGAAGGGAGGUCGAUUGUGUACGUAAAGAACAAAAGAAAGGAAGAAAUGUCCAGCUUGAUUUCUUCUGUGUUCUCUGUUAAACAGGAAAAAAAAAUCUAUAUAUCAAAUGUCCUUUUUUUCUUCUCAAUCUGUUAUUCUAGCUACUACUUUUAGAUUAUUGAUCUUGCUGUAAUCAAUUAACUUUUUACUGCCUGAAGCAAAAACAAAGCUGGAAAUGUGCACUGUUUUAAGUGAUCGUUAAAGUAGAGGAAGAAGAAGAAUGACGACGAUGCGACUAAUUGCUUUCUGUCUGUCCAUGUCUUACAUUUUCAUACAGGACCUGGUAUUUGUCACGUGAUAUUCUUCUUCUUUAGUUUAUUUAAAAGGGCGGCCCGUCGUCUUCUCUCUAGAGACACUCCAUCUUUAGAAGCAUGAACCUCAUGUACACAACACCAACCUAGGUUUCCACCCUGGCAAAGACUUAAAAAUGUGAAGAGAGAUUUUAACUCUCUGGCACUUGCUGUCCACAGCACACUUUGAUUAAAUAGCAUUUCCAGUUUUGACAGUUGAUGGUGUUUGAUUCAUUCUCCAUUAUGUGCCAGAUGGGUGGGAAGCAGAGGCACGAGACAGUUAAGAUAGUUAAUGUUGAAUUGUAAAUUGAUUGCAACAUGCUAUAAAAUGACAAAAUACAGGACAAACAAAACCAGUACAGAAGAUCAAUAAAUGUUCCAACAAAAACACACUGAGGUUUAAAAAGUUACAACAAUUUGAUUAUUGUUUUCAAUUAUUCAAGCUCAAGUUCGUUAAAAUAGCCCAAAUAUACGCCUCUAAUUGCUUGAUUUGUGGUCCAAAACAAACGGUUUCGAGCCAUAAUGAUAUAAACCACACUAAAGCUGUAAACACUCACAUUUUAGUAGCUGGAACAAGUGAAUAUUUUUAACUUUUCUUCCAAACUUGGUACCUCCAGCACAGAUAUGGUAGAUCAUUUUUAUUUUUUAAACUUGUGACACCUUUUAAAGAAAGCUUUCAGCCCCUCAGCGGAGGUUUGAAAUGAGUUGUGAACAGUUUAAAAACAAAGAGUGAUGUUUUACACCUAUGUUUUUAAUAAAAAACAUUAAUAUAGUUGAUAAAAUAAUCUACCACAUGGAUAUUUCAGUGAGUGCUGAUGUUUGAUGGUCCUGGAGUCGGCAGCAAGUGGGUCGAGAUUUUUUGUUUUGUUUUGCCAGCUGCUGUUUUUAAGGAUAAGCUUGAAAAAACUUUAAAAAUGUAUUUUGUUAUGUUACAUUUCCUGUCAAUCAUCUCGCGACACUCAAGGACCAAUGGGAUCGAUGUAAAACAAACACACAAGGUUCGAGUCUUGCUACACGCGCCUGGCUAAGGUUUUCACAACCACUAAAUUAACUCCUACUCCCACUAACCUCUGAACAUAACGUGCAAACAAUGAAGAGAUGGUGACGCGCGGACACACAGUAGACCCUGUAGAGUGCAUGCGCGAGCGUGAGAGGAGAAGGUCAGUUCAUCCUGUGUACUUUGUUUCGUUGCAGUGACCGUCCUGCUGUGGGUGGACACGGAGCAGGUCACCCUAAUUAACCAGUGGUGUGUUGCCUAACAUUGUGUUUCAUACUGAUCUGAUGUUUGUUCCCCCCCCCUUUUUUUUUUUCUUUUUUUUCUUUUUUGUUUAUUUUUCAAUUUAUGGGUAGUGUCGAUAUAGUUGUGCAUUAUUAUGGAGAAUUUUAUGUGUGAUUACAUUGAUUGUUUGAUUGUAAAUUUAAAACAAAAUAUGUAAAGAUUAAAUUUUGUUUUAAAUUAAAAGGAGAAAACGUU
Micropterus dolomieu (smallmouth bass) is the source of this 5536-nucleotide messenger RNA. It is a transcript of the gene clcn3, whose product is annotated as chloride channel 3. The record is from RefSeq and is a predicted model, not a curated record. NCBI's taxonomy places the organism in Eukaryota, Metazoa, Chordata, Actinopteri, Centrarchiformes, Centrarchidae. Bases 216 to 2840 code for a protein of 874 amino acids. The transcript has 15 exons. Gene Ontology annotation, molecular function: voltage-gated chloride channel activity. Gene Ontology annotation, biological process: transmembrane transport; chloride transport. Gene Ontology annotation, cellular component: early endosome; synaptic vesicle; Golgi apparatus.